Theileria annulata is the source of this 2073-nucleotide messenger RNA. Its product is annotated as rna-associated protein, putative. Bases 1 to 2073 code for a protein of 690 amino acids. Gene Ontology annotation, molecular function: RNA binding. Lineage: Eukaryota; Apicomplexa; Aconoidasida; Piroplasmida; Theileriidae. Gene Ontology annotation, cellular component: nucleolus; small-subunit processome. The transcript has a single exon. The record is from RefSeq and is a predicted model, not a curated record. Gene Ontology annotation, biological process: rRNA processing.
AUGUUAGAAAGUGAGGAUUUCCCUAGAUCCUAUUUAAAAGAGGGAGUGAAAACUUUGGAUAAAAUAAAGAAGUCAGUUUUAUCGAGAUUCCAAAAAAAUAAAGCUAACAAACCAUCAAAGAUAGAUGAAGAAGAUAUAAGUGAUGGAAUUUAUGGAUCAAAAUGCACAGAUGACGUGAAAUUGCCCACUUUGGAUUCCAUUACUCCAGGGACGCUUGUUCUAGGAUCUGUAGCCUUAGUUUGUCCAUCUGGGUUGAGGAUUCACAUACUUAACAAUAUUGUCGGCUUUGCUAAAUAUUCUGACCUAUUCGAUUCAGCUGAUUCCGAUACAAACAACGGUGAUUUGGCCAAUGACCGAGAUAAUAGGUUGAGUUCUCCAAUCAAAAUUGGUUCUACAGUGAUUUGUUACGUUUUAAAGGUUAACUACAGUUAUUUAUCACUUAGCCUAAAGCCUUCCCUUAUUAAUAGAGAUUUGAGAGUUGAUAAUAUAUACCCGGGGCUGAUUUUACCAGCCACUGUUACAUCACAAGAAGACCACGGACUUUCAAUAACAUUUAACUCAGUAAGCGGGUUGAACGGGUUCAUAAUGUACGACGAGCAAGGCAGAGAGUCAGUGAAAAGUAUUUUAAAGUCAAGUUAUCCAAUAAACUCAACUGUAAAUGUAGCAGUGGUAACAGUAAACGCUGAAAGAGGAUUUGUUAAGUGUCAGUGGCCCUGGCUCUACAAGACCCCAAUUGAUACUGAAGCGGGUCUAGUAUUUGAUACACUAAAACCAGGACUUCUAUUAAAAGCCGAAGUGUUAAAUGUCCACAAUAUAGUUUUAGAGGGUUCAAGUAAGUCUGUUUUUGCAGGUUAUACUGUCAAGUGCCUUGGAUCAAUUAACGAAACAAUAUCUUCACUACACUCAUUUGCACAAACUAAUAUCUCAAAUGAAGUUGAAAUGGAGGAUUUCUAUAGUUUGGUAGGAGAAACGGUUGAAUGUAGAAUAAUACAAGUAGAUUUUGAGAAUAAAAAACUACACAUGUCAAUGCAGUCACAGAUACUUAAGUGGAAAGGACCAAUGGGUCAAGCCUUUAAACCCAUUAAUAAUAAGAUUAUAAACUGUAAAAUAACACAAUGCUUCAGCUCCGGAUUUUUACUGGAAUCAAUUCCUCCCACUGGUGACGACAUCAAUAAUUCAGAUAAGAGAGUUUUACACUGUUAUUGCGCUAUCCAUGAUGUGUUGGAUGACAAGUCAUUGACUGAGGAAACAAUAUUUUCAUCUAGCAAAUAUUCUGUAGGAUCAGUCCAUGAAUGCAGAGUUAUAGAAUUUGACUACUUCACAAGGCUAACGAGAGUAUCAAUGAAAAGUUCAUUGAUUAGCGAGGAGUACGUAACUCCAUUUGAACUAUCAGCAUCAGAUGUUGUAAAGGGUAAAAUUAUCAACCUUGUCAAUAGCGGUGCCAUAGUGCAAAUUUCAAGCUUAGUGUUCGGAAAAGUACCUCUCGGCCACCUCACUCAAGUUCCAGUGACGAAAUUACCCGAAGGCCUUAAAGUUGGAAGAAAUCUCAGACUAAGAGUACUUAAAUUCGACCAUGCCCACAAUAAACUCAUUUUAACAGCCAAAGGGCUUAUGCUAGAUGACACAGAUCCUGUGGUUAAAUUCGAACAAUUGCACGUUGGGAAAAAAUUAAUAGGCUACGUUACGAUCGCAAAGGAUACUUUGUAUACAACUAAUGGUUUGGAUCCUCAAUCUGCAAAUUCAGAUGAACUGGAAGAACCAAAAGUUGGCAAAGGAAACCAGAAGAUUUAUGUAAAAUUCUAUAAUGAGCUGAAAACAGUUUUAAGUCCAGAGGAAGUCAAGAAAGCUAAAGAGUUAUCUAUGGAUUUAAAUACUGAUUCGGUUGUAAAAUGCGCUGUUACAAGAGUUGACCGAGCCAAGAAGGUCUUUUCAGUGACCUUAGAUGAGCUAAAAAUAUCAAAAUUAUUGGAAAACAAGGAUACCACAAAAAAACCUAGAAGGGAAAAGAGGAAACUACUCUGUAAACAAAUAUUUAAGGAUUAUAAAAGUAAAAAGAAACUCAAGAAAAAUUAA